AUGGAGACCCUGAAGGCAAAGCGUGGAUCUCGUAGAGCCCAGAACACCAAAAUCAUUCGUGAGGCAAGUGCUCUUCUGGCCACAUCCAACUUCACAGUUGAGGCUGUUAAGUCUUUGAAGGACAGACUCGAGAAGAGCAAUACUGAACUGGAUCGAAUCAACGUCCAGUGUGAAGAAUUUAUAUCCGGAGAUGAAGCCGCUUCCGAAUUUCUCGCCAUUGCCGAAUACGAGGAUGAAGCUGUGGGCAUGUUAUCAACUUUGCAAGCACAUUAUGACAGGAUGUGUUCCCAAUCGAACGCUGGCCGCGCCCUCGAGGAUGGGGACAGUCAGAACGCCACGAGCCGUCGUUCCGAACUCAGGCCUAAGGGACAUAAAUUGCCUGUCCUUAAGAUGGAGCCAUUUGAUGGAGACCUCAGCAAAUGGUCCACAUUUUGGGAGCAAUUUCAAGCGAUGAUUCACAACAACGUCAACCUCACUCCCUCUGAGAAGUUUCACUACUUGCGUCUUCACUUGACUGGGUCAGCCGCGUCCGCUAUUGCAGGAUUGCCAGCAACAGCUGCGUGUUACGAGGACGCUUUGCAACUUCUGAAGACACGAUUUGGAGACCUUAGUCAGAUUCGUCAGACGCAUCUUCAGAAAAUGCGUCGUUUGCCCUUUGUUAAGUCCAUCGAUGACGUUAAGGGACUCCGAAGCCUUUACGAUCAUGUGGAAGUACAUACGAGAAGUCUGAAAACAGUUGGAGUCCAGCUGGCAUCUUACGCUUCCAUGCUGACUGAGAUGCUCGUGCAACGUCUACCUCACGACUUAACUAUAGACUACCAUCGGCAACGGCUUAUCACCAAUUCGUCACAAGCAGCAACGGCAGCACAGCCUGCGGCUACGCCCGCGUCAGCUCCUGAGUCUGCUGAGCAAGAUUUUAAAACGCUGAUGAACUUCCUCAAGAUAGAAGUUGAAAGCCCUGAGAAUUCCUUUCGUUCGGCCGAAAAGAAGUCCGAGCCUACUGAAGGAACCUACAGGAAAAAGCAGUUUAACACUCCGUCAGCGUCCGCUUUGUAUUCUGCGUCUACCUCAACCCUUGAGGGAAAGAAAUGCCUCUUCUGCAAGAAAGAGCAUAAUACUCAGAUUUGCCCGUGUGACAUCACUUGGGAGAGAAAGGCCGACCUCUUGUCCAAGGACUUCCGCUGCUUUCGCUGCACGGUCAAAGGUCAUCGAGCCAAAGAUUGCAGGGUACACAUAUUCUGCUCAAAUUGUAAAGGGAGACACGCCUUGUCCGUAUGUAGGAAGGAACGGCGGCCGAAGAAAGACUGUGAGAGCUCGAACGCCACUAGCAACACCCUUUCCGCGCAAUCAAGAUCCUUCAAGAAAGAAUCGGGUAUCGUUCCUCCUAAAUGCGAUGGAGUGCUUCUACAGACGUUUAGAGCGUGGGCGGUAACUCAUAAGAGGUGCUGCUACAUCAGAGGAGUUAUUGACGGAGGAAGCGACAGAACGUUCAUAACCGAAUCGUUAGCCACCAGCCUACGUUUACCGAUUGUGGACGAAAUCAGUAUCAGCAUUGCCACCUUCGGCGACAGCGAAAAGACUAACCCGAUCAAACGGAAAGUUGCGAAUAUACAGCUUCGGUCUCAAUACGACACACAAGAACUCAUAAUCAAAGCUGUGAUCAUUCCCGCCAUCUGCCACGACAUUCGCAGCGCUUCUUCUGAUGUGUCAUUCCUUCAGGAACUCAGGGAACAGGGGAAAAAUCUAGCGGAUGGACUCUAUUUUCCUGGAGACAGGUAUCACGAUGGCAUCAGCAUCUUGAUUGGUGCCGACCAAAUGUGGCAGGUGCUGACUGGAGAAGUUCUAAGGAAGAAGGGUUCAAGAAAUCUCGUGGCGUUAAACUCUUUGUUGGGCUGGACAAUUCAAGGACCGACCAAGGUUUCAUCUGCUGUAGAGUUUCGCCAGGGAACCUACCUUCAACAGUCAGCAGCAGCUUGUGUCCUACGAGUUCACUCAUCGGUGGAGUACGCGAUAUCGGGAGAAGAUGAAACUUCAUGGGAGCCAACGUUCUGGGAGAUUGACUCCAUGGGUAUUCUACCAGAAACCGGCAUCACCGACACCUCGGCGGUAAUGGAUAACUUUUCUAAAACGGUAAAGAAGACCGAGGACAGAUAUGAAGUGGCUCUACCAUGGAAGAUUGAUCCUGCAGUUGUGUUGAAUGACAACUACGACGUCGCUGUCACCCGCCUUAAAAAGCUUGUCGCACGGCUUAGGAGAACGGAUGGUCUGUUACUUCGGUAUGACGGUGUCAUCAGAGAUUACUUGAAUCUGGGUCAUGCUGAAGUCGUCGAUGAGAGCAUAGAACCAAAGAACUUGGUAUAUUAUAUGCCUCAUUCAGCCGUGAUACGAGAAGACCGAGCGACAACUAAAGUACGCGUCGUCUUCGACGCCUCUUCUCAUGCGCCAAACAGCAUAUCCCUAAAUCAGUGCCUGGAUAAGGGUAUCAAUUUGAAUCCCGAUAUUUUGCAGCUACUUCUACGAUUCAGGAGUUACAAGGUUGCCCUUACCGCUGAUAUAGAAAAGGCGUUUCUACAGGUUUUGAUUCGGGAAGAGGACCGAGACGUCUUUCGAUAUCCUUGGUUUCAACAUCAACCUGACCAGGAGGCUUCUCAUAAUGAUCUGGAUGGGGUACAGGUUCUGCGUAUGACGAGAGUUCCGUUUGGAGCGACCUCGAGUCCCUUCCUACUAUCAGCUACCAUCCAGCACCAUCUUGCUACCAUUACCGGCGACCAAGAAACAACAGCAAGAAAAUUGAGCCAUUCGUUUUACGUUGACGAUUUGGUUACUGGCGCAGACUCGGAGGAAGAGGCCGAAAAGCUCUACCGUGAAGCUCUAGAAAUCAUGAACACAGCGGGAAUGAACCUUCGAAAGUGGACAACCAGUAACGAUCGACUGCAAGCUUUAUUUGAUGGACGUGAAAGUCCCGUACACGGAACCAAGGAAAAGCAGCAGUUGUUAAGCCCGCAGAAGAUACUGGGAGUGUCAUGGGACACAGAGCAGGAUAAACUGCAGGUGACGAUGAAAUCCCUAUUCACGUUUCUUUUGGAAACUGCGGAUACGAAGCGUUACGUGUUACAAGCCGUUUCGAGAAUUUUCGAUCCACUUGGAAUACUAAGUCCUUUCACCAUUCGAGUGAAGAAACUGUUCCAACAACUUUGGAUUCAUGGAGUAAAGUGGGAUGACAAGCUUCCGGAGGAGGCCUUAACCGAGUGGAAGUCUUGGUGCGCAGAGCUUCUAACUUUGCGUCUAGUUAAAGUGUGUCGAUACUUCGGACCACUGGAUUCUACUACAGGCAGGCAUCUAAUCCUAUAUGCGUUUUCCGAUGCUAGCAUGCAUGCUUACGGAGCAGUAGUAUACGUCAAGGUGGCAGGUCAAGCAACAACGCACUCGAACAUUCAUCUUCUAGUCUCAAAAACAAGGGUGUCUCCACUUAAGUCUCAGUUAACUCUUCCAAGAUUGGAACUAAUGGGAGCUCUUGUCGCUGCAAGGCUAGUACACUACGUCAGAACAGCCCUAUAUGACUGUACAGUGGACAGCCACUUCUGGACAGACUCGACAAUAGCUCUUGGAUGGAUUCGGCAGGACCCAUCUCGGUGGAGCACAUUCGUAGCAAACAGGGUUGCUGAAAUUCGGUCUCUAACCGACCCUGACUUGUGGAGACACUGCACAGGAGACUCUAACCCAGCAGACUUACUGACCAGAGGUGUUUCAGCGCAGCGUCUAGUGGCGGAAGAAUUGUGGUGGCAUGGUCCACCGUGGCUUAAAAGCGACCCUUCUGAAUGGCCACUUGAUGCUUCAAGCGGGCAAGACGUCGAAGACGAGGUCCGAAAAACUCCACCAAAAGGCCAAACAAGUGUCCAGUUGCUUACAAAAUCAGCGGAAGACAUCAUUGAUCUUCCCAAGUACAGCUCUUUGGACAAGCUUUUGGAUGUGACGUCAUAUAUCCUACGGUUUGUCAACAAUGUUAAGAACCCAAGACAGAGGAUCGCUGGAGCGCUCUCCGCCAGUGAGAUACAGGUUGCGAAGUUAAAAUGGAUACGUAGAGUGCAAAGAGAAGUUUAUCAGAUCAAAAUCGAAAAUGGGCACACUACAUCCCCGAUGCUGAAAGAUCUUCAGUUUUUCAUCGACGAUGAAGGAAUUUUCCGAGCGAAAGGUCGUCUUCAGCAUAUAAAUGACGAAGAGCGUAUCAAGCAUCCCAUCAUCUUACCCAGCGAUCAUCAUUUCACAACGCUCGUAGUAAUGAAAGCUCAUGACAGGGUUUUACAUGGAGGAGUGCUGAGCACGCUCGCUGAACUGCGUGAGGAAUUCUGGGUGCAAAGAGGCCGCCAAACAGUGAAGCGCGUUAUAAGCAGGUGUGCUCUGUGCGCCAGAUACAGAGCUAAGUCAGUCCAGGCUCCUACAGCUCCUCUGCCUGAAUUUAGAGUAGCAAAAGGCGACCCCUUUCAGGCUGUUGGAGUGGACUUCGCAGGACCGCUGUAUGGAAGAGGCAGGGGCACAAUGUACUAUAUAGUACUCUUCACCUGUGCAACAACGCGUGCCAUACAUCUUGAGGUCGCCUCAGCGACAACUGCGGACGCCUUCCUAAUGUGUUUUAGGAGGUUUGUUGCCAGAAGAGGUGUACCGUCGCUCAUAUGCUCAGAUAACGGGAGAAGUUUCAAGAGAGCGGAAAAGGAGUUGCGAGGUCUUUGUCAGUCAACAAGAACCUCUGAAGUCAGCAGGUACCUUGGUCAUCAUAAUAUCACGUGGAGAUACAUCGUUCCUGGAGCUCCCUGGUGGGGAGGAUGGUGGGAGAGGCUCGUAAGAACCGUCAAAUCCUCCCUCCGGAAGGUUCUUGGCAAGGCUUGUUUGGAGAUCGAGGCGCUUGAGACCCUGGUUACCGAAGUUGAAUCUGUCGUCAACUCUAGGCCAAUCACUUUCAUAGACAACGAUCCAAAGGAGUCAGAAGUCCUCAGCCCUUCGCACUUUCUUGUAGGCAAACGGGCCAUCGCUUUACCGUCUCCGUCAGAAGACCCUAACACCAGCAGGUACACGCCUUCCAAGGACGCGCUAACACGCAAAAUAAUGCAUCGUGAGGCUAUGAUGCAGCAUUUCUGGGAGCGUUGGAAAAGGCAUUACUUGUUGCAGCUCCGAGCAGCGCAUCAUUUCAAGUCAUCGGAGUCGAAGCGGCUGAAAACGGGAGACAUAGUCCUGCUUGAAAAUAAACUUCCUCGAAAUAUGUGGGAUACCGGGAGAAUCGUCAGGACAUACCCUGGACAAGACGGCUGCGUGAGGUCGUGCCUUGUGAAGCACCAAAGCGGGAAAAUGACAAAGACGGCUGUGCAACGCCUGUAUUAUCUCGAGAUAUAG
Messenger RNA from Ornithodoros turicata, 5385 nucleotides. RefSeq lists its product as uncharacterized. The transcript has a single exon. Gene Ontology annotation, biological process: DNA integration. NCBI's taxonomy places the organism in Eukaryota, Metazoa, Arthropoda, Arachnida, Ixodida, Argasidae. Gene Ontology annotation, molecular function: nucleic acid binding; zinc ion binding. The record is from RefSeq and is a predicted model, not a curated record. The coding region runs from base 1 to 5385 and encodes 1794 amino acids.